Messenger RNA from Arxiozyma heterogenica, 564 nucleotides. It is a transcript of the gene APS3, whose product is annotated as Aps3p. Gene Ontology annotation, cellular component: membrane coat; intracellular membrane-bounded organelle. The record is from RefSeq and is a predicted model, not a curated record. Lineage: Eukaryota; Fungi; Ascomycota; Saccharomycetes; Saccharomycetales; Saccharomycetaceae. Gene Ontology annotation, biological process: intracellular protein transport; vesicle-mediated transport. The coding region runs from base 1 to 564 and encodes 187 amino acids. The transcript is spliced from 2 exons.
AUGAUUCAUUCAGUAUUAAUAUUUAAUAAAAAAUGUCAGCCAAGACUAAUUAAGUUUUAUACACCCGUGGAUUUGCCUAAUCAAAAAAGAUUAUUAAAUCAAGUUUAUGAAUUAAUAUCACAGAGAAACACAGAUAUUCAAAGUUCUUUCUUAAUAACACCACCAUUUCUCUUAUCGCAAAAUUCUAAUAGUGAGUUCGAUCAAAGCAUACAAAUAAUAUAUAAAAAUUAUGCAACUUUAUAUUUUACUUUCAUUGUGGAUGAUCAGGAAUCUGAACUGGCCAUGCUGGAUUUAAUUCAAACGUUUGUUGAAUCAUUAGACAGAUGUUUCACUGAAGUGAACGAAUUGGAUUUAAUAUUUAACUGGCAAACUUUACAAAGUGUGUUAGAUGAAAUUAUUCAAGGCGGAAUGGUCAUUGAAACUAGUGUUUCCAAGAUUGUAUCCUCUGUAGAUGAAUUGAAUCGUCUAGCUGAAACUUCGGAUAAUAGAGUUGGAUUUACAUUUAGCAAUGCAUUUCAGGCUUUAACCCAAAGCAGUUUUGCUCAAUGGGCUUCAGGACAGUAA